AUGCUUCUAUCCUUGAUAAAUGCCGCUGGAGUGUUUGGUCGAUGGGUGCCGGGGUUCUAUGCCGAUCGGCUGGGAAGAUUCAACAUGCUCAUCCUCACUGUUCUCGGCUGUCUCCUCAGUAUUUUGUGCUUAUGGCUGCCAACCAAAUCAAGCGAGCCAAUGAUGGUUGUGUUUGCCUUGGUCUUUGGCUUCUUCGGUGGCAGCAAUGUCAGUCUAGCUCCGGUAUGCAUCGGCCAGCUGUGCAAAGUCGAGUCGUUCGGUCGAUAUUACUCUACCGCAUAUAUACUCGUUAGCAUCAGUAUGUUCACUGGUACUGCGCUGGGUGGUAAAUUUAUCGAAGUUUGCCUUGGUGAGUAUCACGGUGUGAUUGCCUUCGCGGCUGCAAGCUAUCUGGCGAGCUUCAUUUGCCUUGUUAUGGCGAAAACUCUUAGCUGCGGGAAAAGUAAUAUUUGGUCAAAGUUUUAG
Penicillium mononematosum is the source of this 465-nucleotide messenger RNA. RefSeq lists its product as uncharacterized. Gene Ontology annotation, cellular component: fungal-type vacuole membrane. Gene Ontology annotation, biological process: transmembrane transport. Bases 1 to 465 code for a protein of 154 amino acids. Gene Ontology annotation, molecular function: transmembrane transporter activity. NCBI's taxonomy places the organism in Eukaryota, Fungi, Ascomycota, Eurotiomycetes, Eurotiales, Aspergillaceae. The record is from RefSeq and is a predicted model, not a curated record. The transcript is spliced from 2 exons.